Molecule: messenger RNA, 5180 nt
Organism: Gadus macrocephalus (Pacific cod)
Lineage: Eukaryota; Metazoa; Chordata; Actinopteri; Gadiformes; Gadidae
Gene: lamb2
Product: laminin, beta 2 (laminin S)
Biological process (GO): cell migration; substrate adhesion-dependent cell spreading; basement membrane assembly
Cellular component (GO): laminin trimer
Molecular function (GO): extracellular matrix structural constituent; integrin binding
Source: RefSeq, a predicted model, not a curated record
CUUCCCUGCCCCUCUCCCCCCCCCUCAGCGCUGGCUGCCGCCGUGGCCUACGAGGCCGACCACGCCCACGGCUGCGCCCAGGGCAGCUGCUACCCCGCCACCGGAGACCUGCUGGUGGGCCGGGAGAAGAGCCUGAAGGCCUCGUCCACCUGCGGCCUCAGCAAGAGAGAACCCUACUGCAUCGUCAGCCACCUGCAGGAUGAUAAGAAGUGUUUCUCGUGUGACUCGCGGCGCCCCUUCGACCCCGUCUACAACACCAUCAGCCACCGCAUCGACAACGUGGUCACCACCUUCAAGCCCCACCGCAAGAAGUCCUGGUGGCAGUCCAAGAACGGGAAGUCUGAUGUGGUUCUCCAGCUCGAUCUGGAGGCGGAGUUCCACUUCACCCACCUGAUCAUGACCUUCAAGACCUUCCGUCCCGCCGCCCUGCUGAUCGAGCGGUCAGCUGACUUCGGUCGCACCUGGCAGGUGUACCGCCACUUCGCCUACGACUGCUCCGGUGCCUUCCCCGGGGUCUCCCCCGGACCCCUGCGCCACGUCGACGACGUCAUCUGCGAGACGCGCUACUCCGACAUAGAGCCCUCCUCCGGCGGGGAGGUCAUCUACAGAGUGCUGGACCCUGCCAUCAGAAUAGAGGACCCCUACAGCCCCAGCAUCCAGAACCUGCUGAAGAUCACCAACCUGCGUGUGAACCUGACCCGUCUCCACACGCUGGGGGACAACCUGCUGGACCCGCGCGCCGAGAUCAAGGAGAAGUACUACUACGCCAUGUACGAGAUGGUCGUCAGGGGCAACUGCUUCUGCUACGGCCACGCCUCCGAGUGCGCCCCCAUCACCGGCGCCGACGACAACAUCGAGGGAAUGGUGGGUGGGGGAGGCGGGGGGGGGGUACACAACACAACAGAUAAACCAGAACACUGGGCUCUGAGCCAUGACCUCAACGGCUGCCGGGCGUGUGACUGCGACGUGGGAGGAGCCCUGGACACCAAGUUUCGAUCCAGAACCGUAACAGUCUCACGGUUCCUCAGGUGUACCAUGGAGAACGGGCAGUGCCGCUGCCGGAACCACAUGGCGGGCCGCCAAUGCUCACAGGUGGAGUCUGGCUACUUCUUCAUGGCUCUGGACCACUUCCUGUAUGAGGCGGAGCUGGCCAAGAUGGCACAGGGCUGCGUGGUGGAGCCCAGGGAGCAGCAGCCGGGCCGCCCGCCCUCCUGGACCGGGCUGGGCUUCGCCAGGGUCCAGGGGGGGUCUCUGGAGUUCAGCGUCGCCGACGUGCCUUCCAUGGAGUACGACCUGCUGCUGCGCUACGAGUCCCAGCUGCUGCGGGACUGGGAGGAGGUCCGGGUGACGGUGGUCCGGCCCGGGUCCAUCCCCACCAGCAGCCCCUGUGGGAACACUAUCCCCGCCGACGACCGGCUCACCACCACCCUGCCUGCUGGAUCCCGGUUCGUGGUGGUGCCCAGGCCCAUAUGUCUGGAGAGGGGCGUGGCCUACACCCUCCGUCUGGAGUUCACACGCUACGGCGACGCCAACAGCGUCUCUGGGGGCGGAGCCGAGACCAUCCUGCUCAUAGACUCUAUCGCCCUGCUCCCCCGCCCCUCCUCCCUGGAGAUGUUCAGCGGGGGGGACGCGGGCUCGGAGGUCCGGCGCCAGGCCAUGGAGCGGUACCGCUGCACGGAGGGCCCGCGGGGGAUCAGCCGCCCGCUGCUCAGCGACACCUGCGCCAAGCUCACCUCCAGCAUGUCGGCCGUGAUCAACGACGGGGCGCUGCCCUGUAACUGCGACCCCCAGGGCGCGGCCAGCUCUGUGUGUGACGUGCGGGGGGGCCAGUGUCGCUGCACCAACGUGAUUGGCCGACGCUGUGACCAGUGUGCUCCAGGGACCUAUGGCUUCGGCCCGUCCGGAUGUAAAGCGUGCGGCUGCAGUGUGGAGGGCUCCUCCUCGCGGCUGUGCGACGGCUCCGGCGGCCAGUGUGCGUGCCGCGCCGGGGCCUUCGGCCUCCGCUGCGACGGCUGUCAGAGCGGCCACUGGGGCUUCCCCCACUGCCGCCCCUGCCUGUGCCACGGCCACGUGCAGUGCCAGCAGAAGACCGGAGCCUGCAUCGACUGCAGGGCCAACACGGGCGGAGACCAGUGUGACAGGUGUGCCGACGGUUACUACGGCAACCCCUCUCUGGCGUCGGGCAACCAUUGCCGGCCCUGCCCAUGCCCGGACGGACCCAACAGCGGGCGUCACUUCGCCGCCUCCUGUUACCAGGACAACCACAACGGACAGAUCGUCUGCAACUGUAUCCAGGGUUACACAGGGAUAGUUAAACGCUCUGGAAAGACCAUUUUCAAGCGCGCCCGGUGCGACGAGUGCGCCCCCGGUUACCACGGCAACCCCUCGGAGCCCGGCGGCCGCUGCAGGCCCUGCCAGUGCAGCAACAACAUCGACAUGUCGGACAUGGGCGCGUGCGACCGGCGCAGCGGCGAGUGCAGGAAGUGCCUCUACAACACCGAGGGCCCCAGCUGCGGCAUCUGCAAGAGCGGUUACCACGGAGACGCCUCGCGCCGCAACUGCAGGAAGUGCACGUGUAACUUCCUGGGGACGACCAGCAGCCAGUGCACGGAGCGGGAUGCGUGUGUGUGCCAGCGGUCCUCGGGCCAGUGCCAGUGCCUGGACAACGUGAUCGGGCUGAGCUGCGACCACUGUGCCCCCGAUCACUGGAACCUGGCCGGGGGGCGGGGCUGUGAGACCUGUGGCUGUGACCCCCACAACUCCGUCAGCUCCUCCUGCAACGAGUUCACUGGCCAGUGUCAGUGCCGUGACGGCUUCGGAGGAAAGACCUGCACAGACUGCCAGGAGAAGUACUGGGGAGACCCCAGGACCCAGUGCAGAGCCUGUGACUGUGACUGGCGGGGCAUCGAGUCGGCCCAGUGCGACCGGGCGACGGGCCACUGCGUGUGCAAGCAGGGCGUGUCGGGGGUGCGGUGCGACCAGUGUGCCCGAGGGUUCUCCGGUGUGUUCCCCGCCUGCCAGCCCUGCCACCAGUGCUUCGGGGACUGGGACCGAAUCGUCCAGGACCUGGCGGUUCGCACCAAGACCCUGGCGGGCCGGGCCCAUGAGAUCCAGAGCACGGGGCUGACCGGGGCCUACGAGAAGGCCUUCCGGGACCUGGAGGAGAAGUUGGCCCAGGCCCAGGGGAUCGUCAACGCCCGCAACGCCACCGCCACCGCCGUGGGAACCCUGAUGGAGCUCAUCGAGGACCUCAGGGCUCAGAUCGGCGAGACCACGGACACGCUGAACCGCCUGGAGGGGGAUCUGACCAUGGUCCAGGACAGCAACUCUGAGGCCAGCAAGGAGCUCAGCGCCCUGGAGAGAGAGGCCAAGGCCCUGAACCUCACCUCAGAGCAGCUCCACAGACAACUGGACGUCCUCAAGAACUCCAACUUCCUGGGGGCCUAUGACAGCAUCCGCAGCUCCUACAACCGGUCACGUGACGCGGAGCGCCGUGCCAACGAGUCCACGACCACCCGGCCCAGCACCGUCAGCCAAUCGGCGGACAUGCGCCGCCGCACCGAGCGCCUCAUCGCCGCCAAGAAGGACGACUUCAAUCGCAAGAACGCGGCCAACAAGCGGGCCCUCGGGGACCUGAACGGCCGCGUGCAGGGCCUGGACAUGAAGAAGAUCAACGAGAAGGUGUGCGGGGCCCCCGGCGACGCCCCGUGUGCCGACAGCCCGUGCGGGGGCGCCGGUUGCCGUGACGACGAGGGGAAGCGGCGCUGCGGCGGCCUGAACUGCGCCGGGGCGGCGGCGGAGGCCGGGCGUGCCCUGGAGAGCUCCCGGCGGGCGGAGGAGGAGCUGAGCAAGGCCAUGGGCGAGGUGGAGGGGCUCUUCUCCAAGGUGGCGGAGGCCAAGAGCAGGGCGGAGGAGGCCAAGGGCCAGGCGCAGGCGGCGCUGGACCGAGCCACGGCCACCAAGAACAAGGUGGAGCGCUCCAACAACGAGCUGAGGGACCUCAUCAAGCAGAUCAGAGAGUUCCUCACGCAGGAGGGGGCGGACCCGGACAGCAUCGAGGCGGUGGCCAACCGCGUGCUGGAGCUGUCCAUCCCGGCCUCGCCGCAGCAGAUCCGACACCUGGCGGAGGAGAUCAAGGAGCGCGUGCGCAGCCUCUCCAACGUGGACGCCAUCUUGGAGCAGACGCAGGACGACGUGCGCAAGGCAGAGCAGCUGCUGCUGGACGCCAAGAGGGCCAGGCACAGUGCGGAGGGGGUGAAGACCACCACGGAGACGGUGAAGCAGGCUCUGCUCGACGCAAAGACGGCUCAGGCCACCGCGGAGGAGGCUAUCGCCAGGGCCAAGUCCGACAUCGGGGACACUGAGAACCGUCUGGCACAGAUCGAGUCGGAGACGUCCAACAGCGAGAAGGACCUGCGGGACGCGGUGGAGCGGCUGGGCACCCUGGGCCAGCAGAUCGACGCCCUGAAGAACAAGAGGGUCAGCAACAACAUGGCCGCCGCGCGCGCCGAGGAGACCGCCACCAUGGCCCGCGACAAGGCCAACGAGGCCAAGCAGAUCCUGGAGGGCCAGCUGACGGAUAAGUUCCAGGAGGUGCAGCAGCGGGUGGACACCAAGGCCCGGGCGGUGCAGGAGGCCAGGCAGCGGGCCGAGGGCCUCCGCGACCAGGCCAAGGAGCUGCUGACCGACGCACAGAACAAGCUGCUUAGACUCGCAGAGCUGGAGAAGGAGUAUGAGGAGAACCAGAAGAGGCUGGAGGGCAAGGCCCGCCAGCUGGACGGGCUGGAGGACAAGAUGAAGGCCAUCCUCAGCGACAUCAACAAGCAGAUCCAGAUCUACAACACCUGCCAGUAGCCCGGCCCCGGCCAAUCAGAGCCCCUCCUGUUGCCCCCGCCCCUCCCUGUCCCCUCGAGCUUCACUGGUCUGCACUGAGACUACACUAUGCACUGUUGUCCAAUCACGUUAAAGAUACUAGAUGAGGGGGCGGGGCCUGAUGUAAGGGGAAGAGACUCGACUUUUGGGAAUGUGCUCAAUGUUGUCAGUUUUAAGAAAAUGCCCCUGUACGUAUUUUUAAAGUAACAUUUUUCAAAUUGUUUAAUAUUUUGUCUGCAACUGCAAACGCAAAGUCAUUGUUUAUUUUCUUACUGCCAAAUAAACCAAACUACUGGACCUGUCUGAGA